Pelmatolapia mariae (spotted tilapia) is the source of this 6657-nucleotide messenger RNA. RefSeq names its product mitogen-activated protein kinase kinase kinase 12 (gene map3k12). Gene Ontology annotation, biological process: JNK cascade; protein autophosphorylation. The transcript has 14 exons. Lineage: Eukaryota; Metazoa; Chordata; Actinopteri; Cichliformes; Cichlidae. Gene Ontology annotation, molecular function: MAP kinase kinase kinase activity; ATP binding. The record is from RefSeq and is a predicted model, not a curated record. Gene Ontology annotation, cellular component: cytoplasm. The coding region runs from base 281 to 3154 and encodes 957 amino acids.
ACCCAGCGCGCCUCACGUUGCAUGGGUCCCCGGUUAUUGAUAACACAAUUUACCCGCUGGGAUCUAUCCCAGUAACGUGAAACUCGUGGAUAUCGGCGCUGGAAAUACUAGAGACACCCCGGACCGAAUAAAAAAACAACGAUCUGCUCAUUAUCGCCGGCAAAUAGAAAGCCGAGCCCACCCCUUCACUUGACAACGCGACAUCAACCAGGCAGAAAGGCUUUCUUCUCAUCUGUCCAUCCUCCAUCCACCCUGACCUGCUGUGUUGGGGAAACCCCUGAUGAGUGGGACCUGUAUCCAUGAGCCCCGUGCCCCUUCCCCCUCCCUGUCAGGCUUCAGUACCCCCAUCUCAGAACCUCCCUAUCGAAGACUCGAUGGAGACACCCCUGCCUGCACCCCUGAAACUGACCUGACCCCCACACAGUGUGUCCUUCGUAACGUAUUGUCCAUUGACACCGGCGGCCAGGGAGUGCCCGGCGGAAGCAGCCCCACUCCCAGUGAUGGACCCUCAGCCCACUUUGACAACAGCGUGCUAAAACUAAAUGAACAUGAGGCCUGCCAGUGUGGCGGCGGGGCCGAGGCGGGCCACAGUCCGGAGGCUGGCGCUGUUCGGAGCCAGUCGGAGAACAUUCGCCUACAAUCAGGAAGUGGAGGUUUUUUGGAGGGACUGUUUGGCUGCCUGAAACCAGUCUGGACCAUGAUUGGAAAGGCCUACUCCACUGAACACAAACAUAAUCACGAAGAGUCCUGGGAGGUUCCAUUUGAGGAAAUCUCUGACCUGCAGUGGGUGGGCAGCGGUGCACAGGGGGCCGUCUUCCUUGGCAAGUUCCACGGAGAAGAGGUGGCUGUGAAGAAAGUGCGGGACAUCAAAGAGACUGAGAUCAAACAUCUCCGCAAACUCAAGCAUCCCAACAUUAUUACUUUCAAGGGUGUAUGCACCCAGGCUCCCUGUUACUGUAUCUUGAUGGAAUAUUGUGCUCAAGGGCAGCUGUAUGAGGUGCUGAGGGCAGGCCGUAAAAUCACACCUUCCCUCCUGGUUGACUGGUCCAUGGGCAUUGCAGGUGGCAUGAACUACCUACACCUCCACAAAAUCAUCCACAGAGACCUCAAGUCCCCCAACAUGCUGAUCACACAUGAUGACCUGGUGAAGAUCUCUGACUUCGGGACUUCAAAGGAGCUCAGUGACAAGAGCACCAAGAUGUCGUUUGCCGGCACUGUAGCCUGGAUGGCUCCUGAAGUUAUUCGGAAUGAGCCGGUGUCAGAAAAGGUGGACAUCUGGUCCUUUGGAGUGGUGCUCUGGGAAAUGCUUACAGGAGAGAUCCCUUAUAAAGACGUCGACUCAUCUGCAAUCAUCUGGGGUGUGGGAAACAACAGCCUUCAGCUGCCCAUACCGGAGAGCUGUCCAGAUGGCUUCAAGAUCCUCCUCAGACAGUGCUGGAACUGUAAGCCCAGAAAUAGACCUUCUUUCCGCCAGAUCCUUCUUCAUCUGGAUAUAGCAUCAGCCGAUGUACUGUCGACUCCUCAAGAAACAUACUUCAAGUCUCAGGCUGAAUGGAGGGAAGAGGUGAAGCAGCACUUUGAGAAGAUUAAAUCUGAUGGAACUUGUCUCCACCGACUCGAUGAGGAGCUGAUCAACCGACGCCGAGAGGAGCUCAGGCAUGCUCUGGACAUUCGUGAGCAUUAUGAGAGAAAACUGGAGAGGGCUAACAACCUUUACAUGGAGCUCAGUGCUGUCAUGCUGCAGCUGGAACUGAAAGAGAAAGAGUUGCAGAGGAGAGAACAGUCUUUGGAUAAGAAGUAUCCAGGCUUGUUCAAGCACCAUAGUUCCAGACAGAGCAGCUCGUCAAAUUCCAUGGACAAACUCAUCAAGAAGAGAAACGUCCCACAAAAACUUCCCUCGGGAAAGAGGCCAGACAUUCUUAAGUCUGAGGUAAUCAUUCCCAAAAUGGACUCCUCCGUAAUGCAAGUCACUAUUCCAGCCUGCCCUAACAGGAGCUCCACUUCUCCCAGCCGGUCUCGGAGGGUAAAGACCCGCCAUCGUAAGCCCGGUAAGGGCAGCAGUGGGGACCUGGCUGGACUUAAAGCCAAUCAAUCCUCCCCUAACCGGGACACAACUGCCCAAGUUAACAGUUCUACCACUAACACCUCGAAGCAGCUCCUGGAGCCUUCUGCAGCCCUGCGGGGCCUCAGUCACGAGCAGCAGCAGAGGCAGCUAUCCUCCUCCAGCCCUGACCUCAUCUGCACCACGCUAGAGGCAGACAGCCAAGGAAAAGGCGAGCCCUCUGUGGGUGGGCUGGAGAGAGGAGGGAGCCUUAGUGCCUCUGCCGGUUUAGGGGGGUCAGAGGGAGGGGCGGCCGGUCUGGACGAUCUCACAGAAACCCCCCCACGCAGUGACACUCCCAGCGAGGAUGCCGCAUCAUUCCCGUUCUCCAGCAGCCCGGACUCACCGUGUGGGAGGGGGGCGGCAGCAGGACGGGGCUCUCUGGGAUCUCCACGCCUUCCUCAUGAUGGGGAAGAUAAAGAGGAGGGAGCAGGUGUUGUGAGGCUGCCCCGGGGAGCAUCAGGUGGAAUCGGGAGUCAGCACCUCACACCUUCAGCCAUUCUGUACAGGGCAGCUAUCACACGCAAACAGAGGCGUGGAGUGUCAUCAGAAGAGGAGGAGGGUGAAGUUGACAGUGAGGUUGAGUUACCACGGAGACGACGCCCGACCAGCAUUACCAAGUGCCAGUCGGUGUCUACAUUCAGUUCAGAAAAUCUGUCUGUAUCGGACGGUGAAGAGGGCCACACAACUGACCACUCUCACAGCGGUACUCCUGAUGUUGUCAGCACUAACACCGACGACAGGUUGGAUGACCGCAGCGACGACCUCCUCUCUCAGGGGUCGGAAAUCCCUGUGGACAACACCGACCCUGCCCAGGCUUCUGAUGGCCUGUCGGAGAGAGACGGAGUUCUGGGCCAGUCCAAGGCUCAGCUGGAUGCCGGGCAGAAUCCUAAUGAGAGUCGAGCCUUGUGCGAUGAUUCUGACUGCGACAGUGCUGAGCUGGAUCAGUCAGGUAGUGGCGAGCUCAGCCGUCCUCCCAGUGCCGGAGCGUGGGCGCCGCCAUCUCAACCUUAUCAGGGGUCUCCACAGGCUCCCCAUACAGGACCUCCAUAGAUCACUGGACACUAGGAAAGAUCCCGCUACUCUACAGUGAGCAACCAUCACAGGCGUACACCGGUCUGUCAGUGCAGUACAUUACUGUUGUCAUGAGGGAUCACACCUACUACACCACUCAGACUAUGACAAGUUGACUUAUGGUGUCUCAUAAGUUUGUUGGCUGGCAAACCUGCACCAGAUGACAUAGGACAUUUGUCAUAUCCUGACUUCAGAUAUUUUGGCAGCUUGUGACAUCAGAUAAAUGUCAUUUAGGUUCAGUAGGGUUUGAUAUUUUUUUUCUUUCAGGCAGGAUAGUUCCAGUUUGCAAAAACCCUUCCACAGAUGCACACGCACGCACAAGAAGAUACCACACUCUUAGUCCUUUAAACACUCUAACCUUCACUCUGGGAGCAUCCUCCAUGGUACUCCACACACUAAUGCAUUAAAUACUAAUGAAUAAUAAAUGUAAAUAUCCAUGACAUACCACAUGAGAAAUAUCUAACUUUAUUUUAUUUGUAAGAUAAAAAUGUAAGACUUAACAGUAUGCAGCCCUGUGAACAAAAUGCAUGACUACAUGUUUAUAAUUUAUGGUUCGAAUGUGUCCGUUUUAUAUUUUGUGAAAGUUUACACUUUUUUAAUCCUGAAAGUAUUAAUUGAGUUUUUUUCUCUUUUGUUAAUAAAUGUUAUCACUAAAAAAUAAAAGUCAAAAAUGGAAUGAAAAUACUCACAUCGAUCGAUCAUGAUGCAUAAUUUGGGUUCUCAGUAGCUAAAAUUUUAUUUAUUUUUUAAACCCUCCUACUACUGAGUUUCAAAUACACAUAUGACACACUCGAGGUUUUUAUAGAGUUUCUAAAAAAUUUUGAUAGGAUGGGAGGUCUUUUGGUUCACUCGAAAUGCACCUCUGCUAUUGUAUAUACACUCAGUUAACCAGCUUAUUUAGUACAUCGAGCUAAAAUUCUUGCAAAGACUUCCUUGCAGCACUUUAUGGGGUUUCUGUUGAAACUGUUUUAAAAAGCUGUGGAUUCAAGUGGAAUAUCAUUGUGGAGAAUGUAAUUUGUUUGUGGUGUGGGUAAACUAUAUUUCACUAAAGUUGUGCUUGUCAUUUAGCCGGGGUGUAUAAAAUUAUGUAGAAGCGUUUUGGAGGUACCGUCGCCACAAACUGACACAACCAGUUGAAUCAGACCCUCCCUAAAACAGUUUUAAUAUAAACUCAACAUUCUAACCUCCAGUAAGGUAGCAUUUAUUGCAGGACUGUUGCAUAAGACUGCAUUUGUUUUAGCUAUUUGUUCUUAAUAAACUGGCAACAUAUUACUGCUAUACCAUUUUAUGACAUUACUGGUGCUAGCAAUGCCUGCUUUUAACCAUUUCAGCAGUUAAGUGCAGAAGAAAUCCACUGUUUUAACACCAAACUGUAGCGCAAUGAAUGGAGUCGGACUAGUUUUAAAAUGUAAUUAGAACAGACGAAUCAUUUUCUUUUUCUACUUCUCAGUUGUUAAAGGCUUAUAUUCCACCUUUGGCAACAUAACAGUUGGCCAGAGAGCUAGGUGUUCUUGUUAGCAGCUGAUACCUUUGAAAUGAGAUUUCUGGCCUUCUGCAGCUAUUUCUUCUUCUGCGUUCACCCCACUACAUGACUUGCUGAACCAGAAUUAGAAUGGCUACAUGUGAUAGUUUUCUUUGAUGCUAACUAAAAGCGCGCCCUUGAGGUAGUGUCUUGUUUAAGUAUAGGAUUCUGCAUUCAGGUCAUACUGAAUAAAUCGUAACUAUGUGCAGACAUGCAUGGAAAACUCCUGACGGUUGACCUAAUGUGGAGUCAUAAAGAGCUUGAUUUAAGCCUGUUGGUGUGACUACAUGGUUUAGCACCAGAGGUGGGGAUCGCACAGUAUAUUACCGUAAGAUACAAUCAUGAUACCAGUUGUAUCGCGAAACAUUCUGCAAUACUUAAUAUAUUGCAAGACAAUCAUCUAUGAUACAGGAUCAUAUCUGUGUAAAUCAGAAAGAACUAAAGAAAAAAAAUACCCCUAAAAAAAUAUCAAUCAUUCACUUGUUUUUAGUGUUUCUAAUAAUUAGCUUUAUUACUUUAAUAAAGUGUCCGUUUAUUUGAGUAGCUAUAUGAUUUGCUUUCCUCUUGUUAUUUCUCCUAAGUUUCUUUUCAUUCGAUAAGCGGCAUCAUGAAGAGUCACGAAGGACUCCAGUGUGUCAAACGACUGAGCAAAAUUCAGUUACAGCGCCUGCAUAUGUAAUUUAAAAAAAUGCUGAUAUUUGUGGCGUUCAAAACGGGCAAAAAUCUCAGCUUUGCGGUGCUUCUAAAGUAACUAAUGUUGGAUCACUAAAUAAACUACAAAUAGUAGCCCGGUGUGUGCACGUUCUGUGUGACAGACCUCACUAUUCAUUAGGUGGUCCAACAUGCUGGCUCACAAAGCAGCGCACUUAAAAAUAAAUAAAUAAAUCAUCCAUUACACACGGUAGCUUCUUUCAAACUAGUUCAUCUUUGUUUAGCGUUCUUUCAUCAGGCAUAGUUUGCACAAUACUGCACUAUACCCCAUGGAGGUUUGGUGGCAAAGUGCACAAGAGAUUAUAUUAUGCAUAGAUAUAAAGGAAAAUAAAUAAGACUUAUCACAUCAAAAAUGUAAUAUUAUUGUUUUAAAUACUGGUAAAUAUAUUAGUGACCCUUACAGAUGUGAUUUUUUUUGCCUCUUUAAAGAGAGCCCCCACCUAACUCGAACCCAGGACAUUUGGUUCCAGUGCAUCUUUGACUUGUAAGAGAAAGCAAUUUGAUUUGUUGCUUGAUGUGUAAAUGCAGCAGAAAACCGAAAAGCAGCAGCUCUCAUCCACGAAACCUAAAUAGAGACUGAUUUGUGAAAUCGGUGGAGUACCAUGCAGUAAUGAACCAAAAGGCCUCCGGUUGUUCAGGAUGUUGGCAGGCUUCAUAAAAACCUCAUCUGUUCCUUUUACCCUUUAAGAUUACUGCAGAAGUACCCAGAUAAAGAAUAGAGCACUUCUCUGUGAUGGUUACUAGUAGAACAGUAAGUAUCCUUUGGGUUUGAAUAGAAAUGUUUUGUUUUUAUACAGCAUUGCACAUUGUACUUGUAACAUAGGAAUUAUAUCAAAAGCAAAAUAUUAUGAGCAACAAUAAAUAAUGUAUUGGUUACAAAAAACAAAGCUGGGUGUGAUGUUUGUUUUAAAAGACAGGUCAUGCUAUAGCUACAGUUUGUGCUGUCGUUGCAUCACGAAGAUGGUUCAACAAGAAAUAAAUGACUAUUUUCAAUCACUUUAAGCAUGUCCAAAGUGUGCCCGUGUUAAUUUAUGACAAAUUUGCUUGCUCGCCUCUGUACACCACAGUGCAUUUUAUAUCAUAAUGUAGUAUAGACUCGAGGGGUUUAACAAAAGUAUUGACCUCAACAUCAAGCUGAAGACAUUUUGCAAAUGGGAUAACUCAAGAAGGAUGUCACCUAGCAUUUUGAAACCGAUACCAUAGGUGCAUCUACUUGGGAGGCUGAGGGGAAGCACUGACCAGUAUUUUC